Molecule: messenger RNA, 2803 nt
Organism: Xiphias gladius (swordfish)
Lineage: Eukaryota; Metazoa; Chordata; Actinopteri; Istiophoriformes; Xiphiidae
Gene: sack1fb
Product: family with sequence similarity 83 member Fb
Exons: 5
Coding region: 220-1767 (515 amino acids)
Source: RefSeq, a predicted model, not a curated record
CUAGUGGCCUUCGGUCCGCCGGGUACGCGAAGGCACCAGCGGCUUCUGCGCAGAUGCCCCGCUCUCUCCCUCCAGGUAAGUCAACGUCGCCGGGUCUGUCUUCGUACCUGUCUGGCACCACGCGAACUGUGAGCAGGUUUUGGUUUUGUUUUGACCAAACGGAUCGCACCCGGGAGUUCGCGUCUCCGAGCCGCAGGGGUGGCAACCGCCGCCAGGGCCAUGGCCGAGUCCCAGCUCGUGUGCAUGGAGGACGGCCACAUCGGGGCCAAGAUCCCGGAGACCAAACCGCAGUUUUACUACAGCGAGGAGCAGCGCGCCGCCGUCGAGGAGCUGCUCAAGGAGGGCGACGGUGCCUUCAAAACACGGCUCAAGGACGACAACAUCAAGGACUUCUUAUCGGCCAGAGAAGUCAAGACGUUGUUCACCACUUUCAAAGAGUACGACCCGGGCACCGACGGCCGCGGGUCGGGGCGGGCGGCCGUCGGCGGCGGCGACGCGGACUCGGGGGUCCACUCCACCUACUGGCCCCAGAUGUCGGACACCGAGGUGCCGCCGCUGGACAUGGGCUGGCCCAGCGGGGGGUUGUUCAAAGGGGUGACCCGGGUGGCCGUGCACACACACCCGCCCAAAGACAGCGGACCCCACAUCAAAGAGGUGGUGCGGCGGCUCAUACAGGAGGCCAGCAAGUUGAUAGCAAUAGUGAUGGAUAUGCUCACAGACCUCCAGAUCCUUCAAGACCUGAUGGAUGCGGCCUGGCGACGCUUAGUGCCCGUUUACAUCCUGCUAGAUGGUCAAGGUGUGCCACACUUCCUGGAUAUGUGCUCCAGGCUGCAGAUUGGCUCACAGCACCUUCGGAACAUCAGAACCAGGACGUUGCAGGGGGUCGGAUUCGGUUUGUCCUUCGGCAGACUGCCCGGUUCACUCUGUAAUAAGUACAUGCUGGUAGACGGAGACAAAGUCAUGUUUGGCUCCUACAGUUUCUCCUGGUGUACAUCUCGUAUGGACCGAAACAUGAUCACCGUGAUGACAGGGCAAGUGGUUGACAGCUUUGACCGGGACUUCCGAGAACUGUACGCCAUCUCUGAGAAGCUGGACCUCUACAAGGAGUUCCACAUCAGCCCGCCCGCUGCUAACGUGACCGACACAAUACGUUCCAAAGCAGGGCCCAAACGCCCACCGUUACCAGCCACCACAUCCCGUUUCCAGGUUAGCUUAGGGGAUUCACGGAAGGCCAACAUCCAGGUUCCGGCGCACAAAUACUACAACCCCAAAUACUUGUUGGCGUUUGGGGAUGCCGCACGUCCAACAGGAUCUCUGCAGGAGCCAGGACCAAAGAGUGGGUCAUUUCUGCCUGAGGUUCUUGGAGAGAUGGACCAGGGGAGGGCACAAGUGGCCAGUAGUGAGAAGAUGGGCUGGCUGGGUCCGUUGCCCUCAGAAGUCGAGAGUGAAAGCUCCAAGAGGCCCAACGGAGUCAUGCAGGACAAGAAGGGGCAGCUCACAUGGAAGCAGAAAUUUUUAAGGAGGAAAAUGUCCCAUAAGCUUUCAGUUAACAGCUUGGCCAACAGCACGUGCCCUUCACCCACAGAAACCCAUCGGACUGAUGAGAACGAGGACAGCGUUGAGGUGACUGUGAGAUCUCCAUCUAGAUGGAUGGGAAAGAAGAAACUUGGCAAGAGGACAGAGUCUCAGCAAACUGUCAACACUGCACAGGACAAUGAGAGUGUUAAGAGUCGACGUCGACCAAAGCAAGACUGUAAAUUGUCCUGAGGAGAACCUGCCAUUCUCUGACCACGGAAUGCAGUCAGACAGUCUUAAAAUGACUGAUUUACUGAAAAUUACAAAAUGACUUCCUUAACACUAAUGCCACCUUUGAUUGUGCAAUACUGUAUUUUAUCCAGUGCCUUACAGAAAGACCAAAUGAAUGUACAGUGCAUAAGGUACUGGCACACGCUGUUUUUAUGUUUAGUGCCAAAUUAAUAAUCAAUAUUCAAAGUCUUGUGGGAUAUCUGUUGCCCUGGUAGGUUGCAGAAAGGUUUAAUGAGAUAUUUACUGGUGAUAGCUUGCCUCUUGUUUGCUCCGAGCCUUGUUGGGGAUUCAGGGAUGUAAGGGUUACCUGCCGGAGGCUGAGUGAGUGGAUUUAUAGUGUACAUUUUAGUGCACAAAAUAUGGGGUGAGUUUGCACAAUUCUUCUUCAACUCUCCAGCGAAUAUAAAGAAAGCAGUGGUCUGAGGUGACGAAUUAAACGCAGCCCUUCAAACAUCCAAAUGGUAGAUGUAGACAUACAGGCAGACUGAAUUCUCCCUGAUCAGGAAUUAUUUACAACCCUGAGCCACACCUGUCCCUUGAAGAACGGACUCCACGGCAAGAUCCAAAGAUGGGCGAGAACCACUGUGAUCAUGAGCCACCUAAAGCAGGACACGGUCUGACUUUGGAUAAGUGUUACGUUUGCCUCUCCCUCCUAAUAAAACGAAGAAUCCUCAGAGGUUUAAGACUUCAUACAUAGAGAAAUUAAGAAAAACGAGAAGUAAAGGUGAGUAAAUAUCGCCUUGUUUUACCACUGUCGUUAGGUGGUACUGCGGACCGUUAUGUGUGUACAGCAAUGUACUACAAACCUUAUUCUUUUUCUAUGCCGUCAUUUAACUUUAAAUGAAUGUUUCCAAGAAUUUGUUAAUGUUUUCUUGACGCACUAAUACAUUGUGGGAUCUUUUGUUCAUUGUGCUAAUUAAAUGGUUUGAGAUAAGGAAAAUCUUGAAGUAGCAGAGAAGAUUUUUUUUUUAAAUAUUUGGAUUGUUCAAUGAUUUUU